AUGGACAGUGCCCCGAUCGAACAACGUUCCGAUAGUGCUAGUGAUGGCACUACGGUCGACAGUAACUCUCCACCACUUGAUGAUAUCGAAACGGGCAUAAACAGCCCUCCGGCAACAUCAUCGCCUACCCCUGGCGAAGACGAGAUGAUGCAAUACAACACGAACAGCAUUCCCCCGGUUAUGCCGAGUGGGUCUCGAGAUACAACGAUUACGGCCAACCCGUCCAGUUCCGAUCGCCAUGAAGUCACCACUAAAGACUUGCGCGCGGGGUACAAUCCUUGGCUCGGUAUCAUAGACGCCAUCCCCAAAUUGCGACGUAUCAAGACCAUUGACACCAACAUGGAGUACAGAGAGGACCGGAUCCAAAUAUACAACUGGGUUGACGGUUUUCAAAACGAUCUCCCUUUCUUGUUGCACCUGAUGACGCUGGCUUUCAUCCCUUCCACGCCUCGUCUGACCAACUUGACUCUGGGAAAACCAUCUGACUUCAAAUAUGCCAACAAGAGGAUCACAGGCGCAUAUACUUACCCUCAAAGUUUUUUUAUGAUAGGUUCGGUAACAUUCUCUAGUCUGUUCAAAGGCGAAUUCAAUCGUGCGAUCACGAUUAAACCUUUGAAAAACUUCUGGCCUCGUCAAGCAUCCGUUCUGGCUGAAAUAAUGGAAGUAGACUUUGAUCGCAACCUCUUCAGUUUUAAGACAGUUCGAGACGGACUUGUAUUCACGACAUAUCCCAAGCCGAAAGAUCCAUCAGCGCCCCCUACACCUAGUAAGGCAUGCCUUAACGGCAAAACAUUCGGUCCACCCGUCCGACACUGGAAUGAAGAUGUACCCUUGUUCGACGCGACGAGGGAGUUCGAUCCCACGAAAUUUCACAAAUGCCCUCCAAUCAAAUCCGAGCUGGAGGAAGGAACCAUCGCAUUGCUGAUAUUCACCGCUACGAAGUACGGCGACGACGUGGGUUCUUUCAACAUUCAAAUUGUGGCCAAGAUACAUGAUCCACCUGCCGUUACAAGCGGCACUAUUCCGGCCAAACCGCUGCCUAAAUAUCUCACCAACCUUGGAGAUAUUGGUGUACUCGGCGAGGACUUUCCUGAGCCGACUUCCGAAGACGAAGAGGAUCCUCAUGACACCACCAGGGCGUAUCUUUAUGAGCUAACGAAAUACAAAUACGCGUAG
This is a messenger RNA of Desarmillaria tabescens, 1176 nucleotides long. RefSeq lists its product as uncharacterized. The record is from RefSeq and is a predicted model, not a curated record. Lineage: Eukaryota; Fungi; Basidiomycota; Agaricomycetes; Agaricales; Physalacriaceae. The transcript is spliced from 9 exons. The coding region runs from base 1 to 1176 and encodes 391 amino acids.